This is a messenger RNA of Ziziphus jujuba (common jujube), 830 nucleotides long. RefSeq lists its product as uncharacterized. The transcript has a single exon. The coding region runs from base 206 to 739 and encodes 177 amino acids. The record is from RefSeq and is a predicted model, not a curated record. Lineage: Eukaryota; Viridiplantae; Streptophyta; Magnoliopsida; Rosales; Rhamnaceae.
UAGAAUCUUCUAUGCCCUUUCCCUUUUGUUUGAGUUUCCACCCACCUUCCUUUUCCUCCAUCACUUGUGCAAAAUUUUCUCUCUCUUGACCCUAUCUUUCUCAUCCAUUUUCUUUCCAAGAAACCUCCUUUUUUCACACAUUAAGAAAAUCAAGCUUCCGUACCUCCCUUUUUAUAACAAAAGUUUUUGUAUAUAAAUCUUGUGCAUGGCACAUAGGAGUAGAAGUACAAAUUCAGUUGAUGUUAUUGUUUUUUCUUCAUUGUUCAAAAAAUCAACCAUGGAUGUUCUUGGUGUGAACCCCAUGAUGAAGAACAACCAAAAACAACAAGGAAAAAGAAGUAGAAAAGGAAUCAAAGUGGUUUAUAUUUCAAGCCCCAUGAAGGUUAAGACCAGUGCUUCUGAGUUUAGAGCUCUUGUUCAAGAACUCACUGGGAGAGAUUCUGAUGCUGUAGGUCUCAUGGAAGCUAAUAAUGCUUCCGAUGAUACCAUCAUCAAUACUCCUCCUCCUAUUCAUCAUCAUAAGGUUGUUGAUGAUGAUGAUGAUCAUGAUCACCAACUGAUCAAGGGCGUUGGUCAUCAUCAUCAUCAUCUGAAUCAUGAUCAUGAAUUUCCUUUUUCAAACUCCAGCUUGUAUGAUCAAUUGCCCAAGAGCCCAGGGGACCAAUUAUUCCAAUCAUUUGAUCGCGAUGAUCAUUUCAACCAGCUUGAUGUAUUGAGAAGCUUUGAUUUUCGAAUGUAAAUUGAUGCGAGAGUAAUUUUAUAUCCUGCACCUGCCUGCAUGUAAUUAUUCAUAAUAUUUUUAUAUAUUAAUAUUAUAUAUACAGUUCCUA